Molecule: messenger RNA, 1679 nt
Organism: Brassica oleracea var. oleracea
Lineage: Eukaryota; Viridiplantae; Streptophyta; Magnoliopsida; Brassicales; Brassicaceae
Product: pentatricopeptide repeat-containing protein At3g60050
Exons: 2
Coding region: 195-1580 (461 amino acids)
Molecular function (GO): protein binding
Source: RefSeq, a predicted model, not a curated record
GUCAGCCGUCUUCUUUCGCUAGAAACCCUAAUUUUGGGGGACAUGUUGCAAGUCUCAGUCGCGCACCUCCUGAGAAUCGUGUCGCCGAUGAAUUCGUUAAGGUCGGCUUCUGGACGAGCUAGUUAAACAUCUAUCGUCUGCCAUUUUAACUCUCCAGGAAAGAUCGCAGAGAAUAAUGGGGAUUGAGCUCAGAUAUGAACUUUGCACUUGUUUUCACCACAAAUGUAGUUCGUAAAGCUUAUCGCUUUCUCUUCCCCUCUAGAAAAUUCUGCAACGGAAACUUGAAUGGUAGUGACGAAGAAUCCGAUUUAGGGUUUCCUCAUUUAGAAGAUCGAGAAGCAAUCUGUGUUCGGAGUAAGGUUUUAGAGACUGGUGCGUCUCGUGUUCUCGAGGCAUUACAUCAAGAAGAAGACUCUGUUUUCGAUACAAAGUUUUCACCUUUAGAUGAAUUGAAUGUUAGAGUCUCUGGCCUUCUCGUUAGAGACGUUCUCGUAGGGAUCUUGAGAAACUUGCGUUGUGAUGAUAACAACAAGACUAGAUGCGCCAAAUUAGCUUACAGAUUCUUCGUUUGGUCUAGAGAGCAAGAACGUUUCAGACACACGGUGGAUUCUUACCAUUUGCUAAUGAAGAUCUUUGCAGACUGUGGUGAGUACAAGGCAAUGUGGGGGUUAGUUGACGAGAUGGUUCAAGACGGGUACCCGACGACAGCGAGGACGUUUAAUCUCUUGAUCUGCUGCUGCGGCGAAGCUGGUCUUGCGAAACAAGCCGUUGUGCAGUUCAUAAAGUCCAAGGCUUUUAACUACAGGCCCUUUAAGCAUUCUUAUAACGCGAUUUUGAAUGCUCUGCUUGGUGUGAAGCAGUAUGGUUUGAUCGAGUGGGUGUAUGAGCAGAUGUUGGAAGACGGGUUUUCGCCGGAUGUGGUGACGUACAACGUUCUCAUGUGGAGUAACUAUAGGUUAGGGAAGAUGGAUAGGUUUGAUAAGCUGUUUGAUGAGAUGGCUAGAGAUGGUUUGUCUCCUGAUUUUUAUACAUUCAACAUUUUGCUCCACAUUUUGGGGAGAGGGAACAAACCGCUCGCCGCGUUGACUACAUUGAACCAUAUGAAGGAAGUUGGGAUCGAGCCGAGCGUUAUCCACUUUACUACUUUGAUAGACGGUCUGAGCCGUGCAGGGAAUCUAGAGGCGUGCAAGUACUUCCUUGAUGAGAUGGUGAGAGUUGGGUGCACGCCUGAUGUUGUUUGCUAUACCGUGAUGAUCACAGGGUAUGUUGUAUCCGGAGAGCUGGAGAAGGCGAAGGAGAUGUUCAGUGAGAUGACAAGUAAAGGGCAGUUGCCGAAUGUUUUCACAUACAAUGCUAUGAUCCGGGGGUUGUGUAUGGCGGGAGAGUUCAGAGAGGCGUGCUGGAUGCUGAAGGAGAUGGAGUCUAGAGGGUGUAGCCCGAAUUUUGUAGUGUAUAGUACAUUGGUGAGCUAUUUGAGAAAAGCAGGGAAGCUUGGAGAGGCUCGCAAGGUAAUAAGAGACAUGGUGAAGAAAGGACAUUAUGUUCAUUUAGUUCCAAAGAUGAUGAAAUAUAGGAGAUGAUGUUAGGUUUCUUUUUGUUAAUUUGAGGUUGUUGUUUCUCUCAUUUACAGAGUUUUGUAACUUACAUUCUUGUUCUUUCCUCAAAGAAAGUUUGAUAAG